UUGCUGUGGUUUCCGGGCUUGGCUACACUCUCCCUGGACGCACUCUGGUUUUAUUAUGCAACUGCAUCCAACCCGAAUAGCCAGUUAUGUAAUUAUGCUUAAGGCCGAUUAAAAAGAAGAUUCAUUACAUAUGUGCGUGUAGCUAACCUAACAAUAAGCUUUUUCACUUUUUCUUUUUUCAUCUUAUCAUCGAGAUGUUUGGCUUUCAUGAAAUAUAAUAUAAAAAAGGUUUAUUUGUUAUUAUAAUUGUAGCAGCGAAUAUUUGUAGUUGUAAACGCGUGUAUCGUCAAAAUUAGAUUUACUUAUAAAUGAAAACUAAACCAAUGUUAUGACCUAUUUUUGAACAUAAUAGACUUAAUUGACCAUGGUCAAACGCAAGACUGUAAGUGAUAGCGAAGAUGAGCAGAAGCCAUCAAAAAAAUCCAAAGCCUCCACAAGUGAAGCCCUAAACCCAAACACGCCCUUUAAACCCCUUAUAAUAAAAAAAGAAAUCCAGGAAGAUGAGACUACAAUUCAGCCUAAAGCUACACCAAAAGUGAAAAAGAAAAAAAAAGAACAUGUUUCAUCAAGUGAUUCUGAUCAGGAAAAAGAGAAACAAUCCACCAUUGAAUCCAUACUGAAUGAAACAAAACGUUUGGUGUUAUCUACUAAGAAACCAAAAAAACCUAAAAAGUCUCAAAAACAAAAUGAUGCUAGCAAAUUAAAUGAGUCGUUUACAAACAAAAAUCUUAAAACAGAAGCCUUAGACUCAUUUGAAAAUUCAAUUGUGCAAGAUGAGGAAUCUGGUGAUAACCUCAGCAAUGAAGUAGAACCUGUAAAUAAUGUGCUAAAUGGUGAGAAGUCUCCUAGAAUUAGCAUAAGCGACAAAAACGAGGAUGACAAUUUGAUGGAAAAAAUUGAGAACAAAGUCCAAAUUCUUCAAAACAUUCACGUAUCUCCAAAUAAAACAAAAUCAUCACAAGAGUCCCUUAAGGAUUUAUAUCCCAAUAUUAAAACGAGUCCUAUUAAAACAAAACUUAAGUUGAAGAGUUCUUGUGACGUUUACAUGUUAAGAAUCCCUAAAAGUGUAGAUGCUAAUGGUCUUUUGAAUGUCAGCAUUGAUCUUGAAGGAAAAAGCAAAGUAACGAUAGGGGGUCAAAAAUUUGUUAUACAACAUACAUCGAAAAUACCUGAUCCCACAUUUGUUUUAAGUACAAAACCCCAUUUGAUUGAAUUUAAAAGAAAUUUAGUCAUGGAGAAGUACGUAAAACCUAACAAAGGUCCAAAUAUACCAACUAUAGAGAAAUCUUCAGUACCACUACCAGGUACAUUGAAAAAUCGCCAUCCUCUAUUUGGUUCCAACUUUGAAGACAAGAUACAGCUUGAUGAAGCUGUGGAAAAGAAGCUCCUUGAUGCUAUUGAGAAACUAUUGAAUCCCAAGAAGAGUAAAAAAGAUAAAAAAGCAAAAGAAGACAGGAGGUCACUUACCAAUAGUACCAUGCUGCCAAAUGUCACAUCCUCUCAAGAUUCUUUUAGUCCCAAUGUUAGCUCAAUUUCCCCAAAGAAAAAAAUAAAAAAGGAGAAACGGCAAGUUGAAACAAACAACAGUGAAAUAUUCAAUGACAUAUCAAUGAAUGACGUUUUUAACCCUGAUGACUUUAUACCUCCAGCAAGAAAAACAAAAAUAAAAAAAGAAAAACUAGAUCCAGUUCUCGAUAAUAUGUCUAAUGACCAAGAAGAAAAUGCUGAGAGUCCUAAAAAAGCAAAGAAAAGGAAAAUUAAAGAGGAACCUGUAGAUUUUAGCCCGCCGAAGAAAAAGAAGAAGAAAAGUGUAAAAGAAGAAUAUGGAUAAUUUUUAUUUGUAUGUUAAAAAUGUUUUUAUACAAGAACUGAGUAAAGUUUACUAAAAAUUUUUA
This is a messenger RNA of Diabrotica virgifera virgifera (western corn rootworm), 1895 nucleotides long. RefSeq names its product transcriptional regulator ATRX homolog. The transcript has 3 exons. The record is from RefSeq and is a predicted model, not a curated record. Bases 365 to 1831 code for a protein of 488 amino acids. NCBI's taxonomy places the organism in Eukaryota, Metazoa, Arthropoda, Insecta, Coleoptera, Chrysomelidae.